Messenger RNA from Prunus dulcis (almond), 1257 nucleotides. Its product is annotated as amino acid transporter AVT1I-like. Bases 136 to 1257 code for a protein of 373 amino acids. The transcript has 3 exons. The record is from RefSeq and is a predicted model, not a curated record. NCBI's taxonomy places the organism in Eukaryota, Viridiplantae, Streptophyta, Magnoliopsida, Rosales, Rosaceae. Gene Ontology annotation, cellular component: plasma membrane.
UUGACCUUUCCUCUAGUGUGUGAUGAAAGGCAACAAUAUGAGGAAGUAGAGGCAAUUGACUGUGAUCACCAAACUAAAACAACCUCUGUUUUGAAAACUUGUUUCAAUGGACUCAAUGCCCUAUCUGGAGUUGGGAUGCUAUCAGUUCCUUAUGCACUCUCAUCAGGAGGGUGGCUAAGCUUGAUACUUCUUUUUGUAAUUGCUGUUGCUGCCUUUUACUCAGGCUUGUUAAUUCAAAGAUGCAUGGAUAUAGAUUCUACUAUAAGAACUUAUCCUGACAUUGGUGAACAUGCAUUUGGGAAAAAGGGAAAAAUAGUUCUGUCAAUUUUCAUGAACACAGAACUCUACUUAGUUGCGACAUCUUUCCUAAUUCUGGAAGGAGAUAACCUACACAACUUAUUUCCAAAAAUGAAAUUGGAAGUGGCUGGAUUAACAAUUAGUGGGAAGAAGUGCUUUACAAUACUUGGUGGACUUAUUGUUCUGCCAACUGUGUGGUUUGAUAGCCUCAGCCUUCUUUCUUAUGUCUCUGCAAGUGGGGUUUUUUCAUCUGUUAUCAUUAUUGGUUCAAUUUUGUGGACUGCUGUUUUUGAUGGAAUUGGAUUUCACCAAGAGGGAUCGGUACCGCUUAAUUGGAGUGGAAUCCCUACUGCUGUUAGCUUAUAUGCCUUCUGCUAUUGUGCGCAUCCAGUGUUCCCGACGCUCUACAAAUCAAUGAAAAACAAACGUCAGUUCCCGAAUGUCCUCCUCGUGUGCUUUAUUUUAUGCACCCUUGGUUAUGCAUCAAUGGCAGUUUUAGGGUACUUAAUGUUCGGGUCAACAGUCGAAUCACAGAUAACUUUAAACCUCCCAACUGAAGAACUUAGCUCAAAAAUCGCAAUAUGGACCACCCUUAUCAAUCCAGUAUCCAAAUAUGCUUUAAUGGUUACACCAAUCCUAAAUACUGCCCAAAAUUGGUUUCCAAGUUGCUGCAAAAAAAGUCGAAGCUUCCGCCUAUUUCUCAGCACUUCCUUGGUAACCAGCAGUGUUAUAGUAGCUUUGGCUAUACCUUUUUUUGCUUAUCUCAUGUCUCUGGUUGGUGCAUUUUUUAGUGUCACAGCUUCACUUAUAAUACCAUGCCUUUGCUACCUUAAAAUUUCAGGUACUUAUCGAAAUCUCGGAUGCGAAAUGUUGAUUAUAGGGUGUAUAAUUUUGAUGGGAGUUGUAGUUGCCAUAGUUGGUACUUACACAUCUCUACAACAAAUAAUAGAGCAUUUGUAA